AUGGUGAAAUGUGUGGUCACUGGCUGUCCGAACCGGGACGAGAACAACCCAGGGUUCUUCAACAGAACCCAGAAACGGUUCUUCAGGUUCCCCACCGACCCGGCGAGGGUUCAGGUUUGGCUGGCGGCGCUCAGAGAGCCAGACAAACAUAUUUCUGCAGAGCAUCACCGAAUCUGUGAGGACCACUUCCUGCCGGAGGACGUGUCCACCUUUGGGGUCAGCAGCGACGCCAUCCCCAUCAUGCCCCCUUGCCUGGAUGGACCCCUGGGCCUGAUGGGCCCCUGGGGGGCCCAGUCGGAGGAUGAGGAGGAUCAGUGGGCUGCUGGAGGGGUGAAUGACUUUGAGGAUGAAGGUGGAGCAGGAGUUCCAUUUAACACCAAGUUUUCUGUACCAGAACUUCCUCCGCUGGAUCCACCAUUACAGGGCUCCGGAGGUCUUCAGUCUCCAGAGUGUCCGCUGAUCUGCAGCGAACAUCAGUUUGAAAACACGAUUCCAGCCAAGGUGACCCCCAGAGAAGAUGUGUCUCUGGGAGUUCUGACCCGUCGCUUCCUAGAUUUGUUCCUGAAGGCACCAAGCGACUCACUGGACCUCCGACACGCCACCACGAGCUUGAGAACUCGGCGGCGGCGACUCUAUGACAUCACCAACGUGCUGCAAGGCAUCGAUCUGAUCGACAAGCAGUCGGCUAACAGAGUGAAGUGGAUAGGAACCUGUCCCGUCUCCAGCUUCUUGGAUCAGAACCAGAUCCAGGAAGAGAUGGAUAACUUGAAGAUGGUGGAGGAAACUCUGGACUUUCUGAUCCAGACCAGUGACCAGCAGCUGUUUGACAUGACCGACGACCGCAACAACUCCACGUUGGCCUACGUGACGUUUGAGGACAUAAGCCGGCUUGAAGCCUUUCAGGAGCAGACGUUGAUCUUGGUGAAAGCUCCUGAGGACACUAGGCUGGAAAUUCCAGCUCCUAAGGACAGUAUCCAGGUCCAUCUGAAGGGUGGAACUGGUCCAGUCAUGGUGAUGACCUCUGACAUGGGGACAAUUGAACCGUCAGAACAGGAAAGCGGUUGCUUCUUAAAGCUGGAGGAGAGUCGGAUAGAUACAAGCGAGCACCACAGAGGUUCGCAGAGAUUCAUCCAGAGUGUGUAACGCCGGCCUUACCUCUAGAAGGUGCCAGAAGUCCUUAAGAGUCCUGCAGAGGAAGGUUUACUGUCUGUCCCCUGGUC
Nematolebias whitei (Rio pearlfish) is the source of this 1220-nucleotide messenger RNA. It is a transcript of the gene e2f6, whose product is annotated as E2F transcription factor 6. NCBI's taxonomy places the organism in Eukaryota, Metazoa, Chordata, Actinopteri, Cyprinodontiformes, Rivulidae. The coding region runs from base 1 to 1143 and encodes 380 amino acids. Gene Ontology annotation, biological process: regulation of transcription by RNA polymerase II. The transcript is spliced from 9 exons. The record is from RefSeq and is a predicted model, not a curated record. Gene Ontology annotation, cellular component: RNA polymerase II transcription regulator complex. Gene Ontology annotation, molecular function: protein dimerization activity; RNA polymerase II cis-regulatory region sequence-specific DNA binding; DNA-binding transcription factor activity, RNA polymerase II-specific.